AUGUCGCAACAAACUCUUUGCCGCGUUUCUGUUCCCGAAGGAAAAUACGAGUUCCUUUGCAUCAUUCCAGACAAGCCAGGAACUCGUGAGAAACGCAUCGAGGUCCGAUCCCAGCACUUCGCUAACGCCAUGCCUUUGAUGGAGAGUGGAGUCUGGAAAACAGGCGGUGCCCUUUUGGACAGUGUUCCCAAGAGCGACAAUUCGGAUGAUAUGUCUUUCGUUGGCAGUCACGUCGUUGCUGUUGGCGACUCAAUUGAACAGGUGCGCGAGGACCUGAGGAAAGACGUCUAUGCGACUUCUGGUGUUUGGGACGUCGAGAACGCUCAAAUCUACGCGUUCCGCGCUGCGUGGAGAAAUCCCUGA
Colletotrichum siamense is the source of this 363-nucleotide messenger RNA. RefSeq names its product Aspercryptin biosynthesis cluster protein B (gene atnB-2). Bases 1 to 363 code for a protein of 120 amino acids. The transcript is spliced from 4 exons. NCBI's taxonomy places the organism in Eukaryota, Fungi, Ascomycota, Sordariomycetes, Glomerellales, Glomerellaceae. The record is from RefSeq and is a predicted model, not a curated record.